This is a messenger RNA of Closterium sp. NIES-67, 1194 nucleotides long. Lineage: Eukaryota; Viridiplantae; Streptophyta; Zygnematophyceae; Desmidiales; Closteriaceae. The record is from the annotation of a GenBank genome assembly.
UAUUACUCCAUCGCACUCGAGACGCGGAAGGGACUUGCUUUUGGUAGCAACCAAUCCUUCCCGGUAAUCAGACUGCUGCCUCGCCGAUCAACCAAUAUCGGCAUAGUGUCGCACGUUAAGGUGAUCUGACAGCCUUGUGGGGUCAAAUAUGGCUCUCGCUGGGCGAAGAUUAGCACAGGCGGCAGGAUCAGUCAUAGGAUCUCAAGCAGCUGUGUUUUGGAGGCAGUUUUCUAACCUGUCACGCGAAGUCGCACCAGCUGCGAGGCGGCUAGCUGCUGAACCUCAACAUGCAUUGAAUGGCGCCGACGGGAGAAUACAAUGGGUCUUUCUGGGGUCACCAGGAGCGGGAAAAGGUACAUACGCGAGCAGACUGAGCAAGUACCUAAAUAUCGCUCACAUCUCCACAGGCGAUCUGGUUCGUCAGGAGCUGAAGAACGGAUCGCCGAUCGCAAUCAAGGUGCAAGAAGUCAUGAAUCGCGGUCAGCUUCUUUCGGAUGAGAUUAUUUUCGAUCUUCUAUCAAGACGUCUGGAACAGGGCCUCGUUACAGGCGAAGGUGGCUUCAUUCUGGAUGGCUUUCCUCGCACAGCUGUGCAAGCAGGAGUCCUGGAAUCUAUGACACAGAUUGACUUGGCAGUGAACCUAACCCUUCGGGAGGAAGUGCUGGUUCAGAAGAUGCUGGGCCGUAGAUUGUGUUCAGAGUGUGGGGGUAACUACAAUGUGGCUAACAUUGACAUUGCUGCGAAAGAAGGAAAGCCAGCCAUUUUCAUGCCUCCGUUGCCCGCCCCAGCGGGUUGUGAAGGCAAGCUUGUCCAGAGGGCGGAUGACACAGAAGAAACAGUGGUUGCUCGUCUCAAAGUUUAUGAAGAACAGAGCAAGCCUGUGGAGGACUUCUAUAGUGAACGAGGUCGCUUGCUGGAGUUUGAAAUAACCGGAGGGAUCCCAGAGACAUGGCCACGCUUGUUAGAAACUCUAGGAAUUGAAAGCCAGUGUGAGGCACUGGCUAGUGGUUCUAAUUAGUGAGAUUAGGUGUAGCCUGUAGGGUAGCAAGCUAGUAAGCCAGCAGGACGAAGUGCCUAGGGCUGUCUUGAUUCGUCCACUCUUAAAUCCUUCACCAUCAGGUACUGCCUUACCUUCAUGGCUGUCAUGGCUGACUACAUGAAGAAAGAGGAGUGCACAAGCCAUAAGCAACACAU